Coffea eugenioides is the source of this 1537-nucleotide messenger RNA. RefSeq names its product anthocyanidin 3-O-glucosyltransferase 2-like. The coding region runs from base 1 to 1446 and encodes 481 amino acids. Lineage: Eukaryota; Viridiplantae; Streptophyta; Magnoliopsida; Gentianales; Rubiaceae. The transcript has a single exon. The record is from RefSeq and is a predicted model, not a curated record. Gene Ontology annotation, molecular function: UDP-glycosyltransferase activity.
AUGAAGAAAACAGAGCUCUUGUUCAUCCCUGGUCCAGGGAUGGGUCAUCUGGCCUCGGCUGUGGAGUUUGGGAAGCUUCUUAUCAAUCGAGAUGAGCAUCUUUCUAUAGUUUACAUCAUCAUUGACCUUUCCUAUAAUACUGGAGUUGAUGCCUUCAUGGAAUCCCAAUUAACAGACGCCAAUUCAUGCAUACGAUUUGUGAACAUCCCUUAUCAGAUUGAUUCAUCAGAUCAUCAAGAACCAAAAUCCAAGAACAGAAAUGUUGUCGCUGUUGAGCUGAUCAAUCGACAGAAACCACUUGUCAGAGAUGCAGUCCUUGACAUAAUAUCUAAGGCCAAUUCGGAUCGAGAAAUUGCAGGUAUUAUAGUUGACAUGUUCUGUGUAGGCAUGAUUGAUGUGGCACAUGAAUUUGAGCUGCCCAGUUACAUGUUCUACACUUCUAGUGCUGGUUUCCUUGGACUUAUGUUGCAUGUUCAGUCAUUACAUGAUGAAUACAAUGUAGAUAUCACCGACUAUAAAGAUUCAGAUGCUGAGCUCCUGGUCCCGAGUUUCAGCAAUCCAGUGCCUGCUAAGGUGUUGCCCACCACAAUGCUAGACAAAAAAGGGGGCUCAGCAGCUGUUGUUACUUCAGCUCGAAGGAUGCUAGAAGUGAAAGGAAUCAUAGUUAACACGUUCCACGAGCUAGAGUCAUAUGCAAUUAAGUCACUUUCGGGUCAAGAAGGAAAGAUCCCACGAAUCUACCCGAUCGGACCUAUAAUCAACUGGAACUCUAAGCAGGAUGAUGGGAUCAUGAGCUGGUUAGACACUCAACCUUCUUGUUCUGUGGUGUUUUUGUGUUUUGGGAGCUUAGGAAGCUUCAGCUGUGAGCAGGUGAAGGAGAUUGCAGUGGCUCUGGAGCAUAGUCGGUGUCGGUUUCUGUGGUCCUUAAGGCAGCCUCCAGCAAAGGGAGAGAUUGAUGCUCCAUCUGCAUAUGCAAAUCCCGAGGAAGUUCUCCCUGAAGGCUUCUUGCAGAGAACUUCUGGGGUUGGAAAAGUGAUUGGUUGGGCACCACAAAUGGCAGUCUUAUCUCACCCUGCAGUCGGAGGUUUUGUUUCUCACUGUGGUUGGAAUUCUAUCUUGGAGAGCUUGUGGGCUGGAGUGCCCAUUGCUGCCUGGCCUAUGUAUGCUGAGCAACAGACAAAUGCUUUUGAGGUUGUAGCGGAGCUGGGAAUUGCUGUUGAAAUAAAAAUGGAUUACAGGAACGAUGCUAACAUGGAGAGCAAGAUAAUAGUCUCAGCUGAUGAGAUAGAGAAUGGGAUAAAGAGACUUAUGAUGGACAGAAACAAGGAUGAAAUCAGAGAGAAGGUGAAGGAUCUGAAAGAAAUAUGCAGACAGGCAAUUGUGGAGGAAGGUUCAUCCUACAUUUCUUUGGCUCAUCUAAUUGAAAAUUUUAAAGAAAAAAUGUAGAGGAAUGUGGUAAUAAUUUUCAUUUACAGAUUUUGUUUGUUAAUGAAAGCACUUCUGUGCAUGUCCUCUAUUUGUCUAAUUGCCAGUCUGA